Molecule: messenger RNA, 2902 nt
Organism: Micropterus dolomieu (smallmouth bass)
Lineage: Eukaryota; Metazoa; Chordata; Actinopteri; Centrarchiformes; Centrarchidae
Gene: alg10
Product: ALG10 alpha-1,2-mannosyltransferase
Exons: 3
Coding region: 186-1610 (474 amino acids)
Biological process (GO): protein N-linked glycosylation; dolichol-linked oligosaccharide biosynthetic process
Cellular component (GO): endoplasmic reticulum
Molecular function (GO): dolichyl pyrophosphate Glc2Man9GlcNAc2 alpha-1,2-glucosyltransferase activity
Source: RefSeq, a predicted model, not a curated record
GCCAGCUGUCAAGAACCAAAACUCUUCCGUUUAUCAAAACUGCGUGGAGUUCAACCAGUUUCCUCGGAAUUGCGUUUGUAAACAGUGGUUUUAAUUCGGUAAUAUAGUCAGUAUGUGGUUUAUACAACAUUCCUACAGUUAACUUUGCACUGCAUUCACUUUUACAUCAGAUUUCGUCAUCAAACAUGGAGAAAUUUGAAGGCUACAUCUUCACUGCUCUCUGCAGCACCAACUUUUUGAUAUCCUGCCUGCUGUUCUCCAGAGUCACUCGAGAGCAAAGGGAGCCCUACAUGGACGAGAUUUUUCAUAUCCCACAAGCUCAGAAAUACUGCCAUGGGAAAUUCAACGAGUGGGACCCAAUGAUCACCACUCUCCCAGGCCUUUACCUUGUCUCUGUGGGAGUAAUCAAGCCCGUGGUGUGGCUCGCUGGCCUGACAGGCGCGGUGGUGUGUUCCACAGCCAUGCUGCGCUUCAUCAACCUGCUGUUCAAUUGCGGAAACCUUUACCUGCUCUAUCUGCUCAUCUGCAAACUGCACUUCAGGGAGAAGACACGAACAACCUCACGCCGAGUCCUCUCUGCGCUGUCUCUGUCCACCUUCCCCGUGCUCUACUUCUUCAACUUCCUCUACUACACCGACGCCGGAUCUACUUUCUUCGUCCUCUUCACCUACCUCAUGACUCUCUACGGCUGCCACAAGGCCUCCGCGUUCCUCGGCGUCUGCUCUGUGCUCUUCCGCCAGACCAACAUCAUCUGGGUGGCCUUCUGCGCAGGCACAUUGGUGGCCGCCAAAAUGGACGAGGCCUGGAGGGUGGAGCAUACGAAAAAGAGGGAUGAGAAGUCUCCUCCCUCCCAGGUCCCUCUGUCAUUCAGUGGAGCUAAGAAAGUGGUGCAUUUCACGCUGGAGUUUCUCACCUCUCCCAGUCAUGUGAAGGCGGUGCUGCUGGUGGCCUGGCCUUAUGCAGUGGUCGCCGUGGGUUUCCUGGUGUUUGUGGUGCUCAAUGAUGGGAUAGUGGUGGGUGACAGGACGAGCCACGAGGCCUGCCUUAACAUCCCCCAACUCUUCUAUUUCUUCUCCUUUGCCCUCUUCUUCUCCCUCCCCGUCUCACUUUGCUACCACCGUGUCCUUCGCUUCCUCCAGGCUCUGAAAAAACAGCCUUUGUUCUUCCUCUUUGUCACGGGCGUGUCCUUGCUCCUGGUUUGGAAGUUCACCUUUGUCCACAAGUACCUCCUGGCAGAUAACCGCCAUUUCCCCUUCUACGUGUGGAAGAGGCUUUUCCAGAGGCACGAGUUGGUGCGCUUCCUCCUCGUCCCCGCAUACGUGUUUGCAGGCUGGAAUUUUUUGGACUCUUUCAAGUCGCGCUCACUGUUCUGGAGUCUGGCGUUCCUGGCAUGCCUCCUGGCUGCUACAGUACCCCAGAAGCUGCUGGAGUUCAGGUACUUCAUCGUGCCCUACCUGAUGUACCGCCUGCACAUGCCUCUCCCCUCUCUUCCCAGACUCAUUGUGGAGUUUCUUCUGUACGCGGUGGUCAAUGCUGCCACACUUUACAUCUUCGUCAGUAAGACCUUCCAGUGGCCGGACAGCACAGCCACACAGAGGUUCAUGUGGUGAACAAAAAAGAGAAGGGAAGCAUCCGGUAACGGGAGUUCCUGAACUCCAGCAGGAUGUCAGUCUCAGAGAACCACAGUUCAUGUGACAUGUCAGAAAUCAAAGAAAAGUCCUCUGUUGCACCUCUGUUGCUACAGUGUAACCACAUGAUGUUUGGGAUAGUGUAUAGGGAUUGCCAUAGCUUACACUAAGAAUCAAUAUUGCUAAUUUGAACAUGGAAGGUGGCAGAGAAAAUUGAAAAACCUUUUCAGUCUUUAAUGUUGAAGGCUUUUAAGGUCGAGUUAUUCUGCUUUCACUGACAAAGGCUACAAGCCCUGCAGUAGGCCUGUAGAUUUACUGCAAAUCCGUUCUCAAUUACAUGAAAAUGACCAAGAGUAUUCAAAGAGAAUUUCAUUUUGUAAAAAUCAUUACAGUUCUUGGCUUAGACAAUACAGUGGUGGUGUCAGUGUUGUAAAACCAUUGGUACUGAAUUAUGAUGGUCUGUUCUGAUGAGAUUAUAUUCACUGUAUAUAAAACUUGUUUCUACUGUACAUAAACAAUUUUUCUCCGGGGCGGAAACAACGGUCAUGUAAGUUUGACCUUUCCUGCAGGUUUCUGGGAAGUGGCGAGGCGUUUCUCAUGGCAAACUGUUAUGUACUAAAAGUACUGUAUGCACUUACUGCGAAUCAAUCCUCGGUGAAAUAACUGUUGACUUGAGCUGUAAAAAUGAUUUUAAAAGACCAAAAAUGACAGCCAUAUUGUAAACUUCAGAAUUUGUAUUAUAUGGGAUGUUUUUGUAAUGACUGAGAUUUUUGCUUUUUGAUGGGCACAUUUUGACCCACAGUCAUCUUUAUAAUUGUGGGACUAAAUUCAAAAUAAGAUACAUAUGUUUUCUAUUGUUACCUUGAUAUUUUUUUUUUUAUAUCUAUAUAUGACCAAGCCAUAAAAAUCCACUGGAGGUGAUUCAGAAAUGUGUCGAUCGUUGUUAACUUAGAUGUUUUUAGUUUGUCAUCAAGUCUUUUUGUUUUCGUUUUUUUUGCACUUUGUGAUUUUAAUAAAUAAUGUAAUGUAAUGUAAUAGAGGUCAUCUUGCCUUCUUCAUGUUUCCCCUUUCUGUUGGCAAUUUUCUGUGUGUGUGUGUGUGUGUGUGUGUGUGUGUGUGUGUGUGUGUUUAUUUCACAUUUAUUUUUCUAUGUAAAUACAUAGAAGAUGGAUGUCUAAUGCUUAAGUUCCACACUUAAUGUCAAUCCAGGUGUUUGCUGCUCCCUUGUUGAUACAAUCAUGUGUAUACCUUUUGAAUAAAACGACAUGCAAACA